This is a messenger RNA of Kwoniella mangroviensis CBS 8507, 783 nucleotides long. RefSeq lists its product as uncharacterized. Bases 1 to 783 code for a protein of 260 amino acids. NCBI's taxonomy places the organism in Eukaryota, Fungi, Basidiomycota, Tremellomycetes, Tremellales, Cryptococcaceae. The transcript is spliced from 4 exons. The record is from RefSeq and is a predicted model, not a curated record. Gene Ontology annotation, cellular component: plasma membrane.
AUGGGCCAUCAUCGUUCCCGUUCCCAAUCUCAUUCAACUUCCGACCGCCACCAGAACUCACCAAUCAACCAUCUAACUUGUAUUCUCCUAACCCUCAUUUCCACCUUGUUCCUGUUCUUGGUAAUCCUGUAUAACGUCCCCUUCUCAUCUAGCGAUACGGGUGGAUUGGGAGAUAGAUUAUGGUUGGUACAGUUGACUAGCAGAGGGACGGAAUAUGGUUUCGGUGUAUGGGGCUGGUGUGAGUGGUCUACCAAUAAAGGUGCCACGGGAGGAAGUUGUGUGAAGAAAUCGUUUUGGGAGAUCCCUGAAGAUGCUGGAGGAGAUUCUGUAUCAUCGCUUAAUUUACCUUCGGAGAUAUCACAAUCAUUAUCUAUAUCAGCGUUCUUCCUUGUAUUCGUAUUAAUCAUCUCCACCUCCUUCCUAUUCAAUCUCCUCAUUGCACUCCACUUCCACUCUCCUUCCCAGCCAUCAGCGAACCACAAGAUAUACUGGCUUCCUCCCCGUAAGAUGGAAUUUCGUACGUGGGUAGCAUACAACCUACGUAAUUUAUGGUUGAGACUUCUAACUAUCAUUUUCAUCUCCGCUUGGGGAUUACCGGUAUUGAUCAUUGGUGGGAUCGGGAUGGAGAAGAUCAAGGGCGAUGAUGAUGGGAGAGUCGAAGCAAAGCUAGGAAGCGGUUGGACCAUGUCAUUAGUGGCUAUAAUCACUCUUGUACUCGUACAGAUUAGUAUUCCAUUGGGAGGACUGUGGAAUGAUUCGAGACGAUCUGGGAAGAAGCAUUGA